Messenger RNA from Camelina sativa (false flax), 3778 nucleotides. NCBI's taxonomy places the organism in Eukaryota, Viridiplantae, Streptophyta, Magnoliopsida, Brassicales, Brassicaceae. The record is from RefSeq and is a predicted model, not a curated record.
CCUGUUGUGGAUGCCUUCAAGUAUUUGACGCAGCUUGAGUAUGAUAUCCUGGAAUAUGUCGUGAUUGAGAGACUGGCACAAAUCGGGCGAGAUAAACUUAAAGACGACGGGAUUAAUUUAUCAGACUGGCUUCAAUCUUUGGCAUCAUUUUGGGGUCACCUGUGUAAGAAGUACCCAUCAAUGGAGUUAAGGGGUCUUUUCCAGUAUCUCGUGAACCAGUUAAAGAGGGGCCAAGGGAUUGAGCUUGUUCUUCUUCAGGAACUGGUCCAGCAGAUGGCAAAUGUACAAUACACUGAGAACCUUACUGAAGAUCAGUUGGAUGCCAUGGCAGGAAGUGAGACUUUACGUUAUCAUGCAACAUCCUUUGGCAUGACGAGGAACAACAAGGCACUUAUCAAAUCAUCAAACCGUCUACGAGAUUCCUUACUUCCAAAUGAUGAACCAAAGUUAGCUAUCCCCCUUUUGAUACUUAUCGCCCAGCAUCGUUCUCUAGUUGUGGUGAAUGCGGAUGCCCCAUAUAUUAAGAUGGUCACUGAACAGUUCGACAGAUGUCAUGGAAUUCUCCUCCAAUACGUGGACUUCCUUUCUAGUGCUGUCAGUCCUGCUACUGCUUAUGCUCGGCUGGUACCUUCGCUUGAUGAGCUUGUUCACACAUACCAUCUCGAGCCAGAGGUCGCUUUUUUGGUAUUUCGCCCUGUGAUGAGGCUCUUCAAGUGUCGACGGAAUGGUGAUGUUUCAUGGCCUUUGGAUAGUGGGGAAUCUAUGGAUGCGGAUUCUGAAAUAUCAGAGUCUGAGAGUUCUAUGAUUCUCGAUGUCGGUGCAUCUGAAAAAGCUGUAACGUGGUCUGAUGUUCUUGAUACUGUAAGAACAAUGCUGCCGUCAAAAGCUUGGAAUAGUCUAUCGCCAGACCUCUACGCUACUUUUUGGGGACUUACGCUUUAUGAUCUCCAUGUUCCCAGAAAUCGUUAUGAGUCUGAGAUAUCUAAACAGCAUGCUGCCCUUAAGACACUUGAAGAGGUUGCUGAUAAUUCUAGCUCAGCAAUUACGAAGAGAAAAAAAGAGAAGGAAAGGAUUCAAGAGUCACUUGAUCGUCUAACCGGUGAACUGAAAAAGCAUGAAGAACAUGUUGCUUCUGUCCGUAGAAGGCUUUCACGUGAAAAGGAUACAUGGUUGAGUUCCUGUCCUGAUACUUUGAAGAUCAAUAUGGAGUUCCUGCAACGUUGUAUUUUCCCUCGGUGCACAUUUAGCAUGGCAGAUUCUGUGUACUGCGCGAUGUUUGUACAUAUGCUCCACUCUCUUGGAACACCCUUUUUUAACACUGUCAAUCACAUUGAUGUUCUGAUUUGUAAAACGCUGCAACCAAUGAUCUGCUGCUGCACUGAAUAUGAAGUUGGAAGACUUGGGAGGUUUUUGUUUGAGACCUUGAAGAUUGCAUACCACUGGAAGAGUAAGGAAUCAGUCUAUGAACAUGAGUGCGGAAAUAUGCCAGGGUUUGCUGUUUAUUACAGAUACCCGAACAGCCAGCGUGUCACAUUUGGACAAUUUGUGAAGGUACACUGGAAAUGGAGUGGAAGAAUCACACGGCUUUUGAUCCAGUGUCUGGAGUCUAACGAGUAUAUGGAGAUUCGUAAUGCCCUAAUUAUGCUAACAAAAAUAUCUGGUGUUUUCCCUGUUACUCGGAAAACUGGGAUAAACCUUGAGAAACGGGUAGCCAAGAUUAAAAAUGAUGAACGAGAGGACCUUAAGGUCUUAGCAACUGGUGUUGCCGCAGCUCUGUCUGCAAGAAAACCACAUUGGGUUACAGAUGAAGAAUUUAGCAUGGGCUUCCUUGAACUAAAGGCCCCGCCAGUACAUGCUCCAAAACAUGCUUCUUCCCAGAAUGGCUUGUUAAUUGGUGUCUCCCAUGGUGAACCAACUGGGGAAAGAGCAAGUGUUAACCAGCAGACUGAGUCUGGUGGAUUGGGCAAGGACCAGUUAUUGAAAACUAAACCUCUAGAUGGAAGAACGGACAGUUUACCUUCAAAAUCUGAUCAAGGAAAUCUUAAAUCAAAGGGGGGCAAUCCAUUGGAUGCCCAAUCAUCCAUGUCUAAGAAGUCAGUGGAACAAAAGGAAACAGAUGAAACACCCAAAAUAUCUGAUGAAAAUCCUGUCAAAGCUGCUUCAAAGUAUUCUGAAACCGAGUUAAAACCUUCCUCUAAACGAAGUGCAUCAGUGAACAAAUCUACAAAGCAAGAUUUUGGGAAAGAUGAUGGAAAGUCCGGUAAAGCUGGUGGAAGAACAUCCACAACUGAAAAAGAUCUUAUUUAUUUGGAGAGCAGGCAAUCAGGUUUGACCAAAUCUAUUUCCAGCACAGCAGCCAAUGGUAGCAUAGCUAUUGGUUCGUCCAAAGUAAAAGACGACGGUGCUGAAGCUUCGGAUGCACAAAAGCAAUCUUCUCGGACUGUUCAUUCCCCUCGGCAUGAAAUCGUCUCUUCUGUGAGAUCGAGUGAUAGGUUACAGAAACGAACUAAUGCUGUUGAAGAUAGUGAGAGAAUAAGUAAACGUCGUAAAGGAGAUGCUGAGCACAGAGAGCAUGACAGUGAGCCUCGAUCAAGUGAUCGAGAUAGAUCAACAGACGCUCGGUUGGAUUUAAACAAAACAGUUACUGAUGACCAAAGCACACAUAGGGAUCAAGAUAGAUCAAAGGAUAAGGGUAAUGAAAGACAGGACCGAGACCAUAGAGAAAGAGUUGAGCGUUCUGAUAAACCUCGCGGAGAUGAUGUAGAGAAAGCAAGAGACAAAUCUUUGGAGCGUCAUGGUAGAGAGCGAUCUGUUGAGAAGGGUCUAGAUAAAGGAACAACUAGGAGUUAUGAUAGAAACAAGGAUGAAAGAAACAAAGAUGAUAGAAGCAAACUGCGUCAUGGUGAGGCAUCACUAGAGAAAUCUCAUUCUGAUGAUCAUUUUCAUUCUCAAGGUUUACCCCCACCUCCACCUUUACCACCUAACAUCGUUCCACAUUCUAUGGCUGCAAAAGAAGACCUCGAAAGAAGGGCUGGAGGUUCAAGGCAUUCUCAGAGGCUUUCCCCGAGGCAUGAAGAAAGAGAGAGACGAGGCUCUGAAGAGAAUUCAUCAGUUUCUGUGGAUGAUGCAAAACGUAGAAGAGAUGACGAUUUCCGUGACCGAAAGCGAGAUGACCGAGAAUCAAUCACCGUGAAGGGUGAAGAAAGAGAAAGAGAAAGAGAAAAAAGCCUCCCUUUGAAAGAGGAUUUUGAAGCAUCCAAGAGAAGGAAGCUUAAGAGGGAGCAACAGGUUUCAUCUGCAGAGCCAGGGGAAUAUUCUCCCAUGCCACCACAUCAAUCCUCUUUAUCGACUGGUAUGGGACCAUCAUCUUACGAAGGCAGAGAGCGAAAGAGCAGUAGUAUGAUUCAACACGGAGGUUAUCUUGAAGAGCCAAGCAUCAGACUUGUUGGAAAAGAAGCUUCCAGCAAGAUGGCUCGCCGUGAUCCCGAACCCAAAUGGCUGGUACUGAACACCGCAUUUGCUGUACACGUACUGUUAACCAUUCCAUGGCCAUGCGGUCUACUUUGUCUUGUGGCUCAGCCGAGUUUGAUAAAGACUUUGCAAGACUUGAGAUAUGCUCAUACCAAAUUCAGUGUUUUUAUGUUUCAGAUUUUUGUAUGGAGGAGCUUGUAAAACUAUAGCUAGCGAGGGAAAUUGAUAGUGUAACAAAAUAUCGAAUUUUGUCUUAGGGUUUUCUCAAUUGUUUUACAACAGUGGGGAAAAAACUUCUGAGUGAAUA